Schistosoma mattheei is the source of this 1381-nucleotide messenger RNA. The record is from the annotation of a GenBank genome assembly. NCBI's taxonomy places the organism in Eukaryota, Metazoa, Platyhelminthes, Trematoda, Strigeidida, Schistosomatidae.
AUGAAAAUUCGAUUAUUAUCAAUUAUAACAAUCAUUAUACAAUGCAUUCCAUCCAUCUUAUCAGCUACGUCAAAUAAUCAAAAAGAAAGUUCAUCAUCUUAUUAUUAUGUGGUACGUUCACCAAAAAUUGAAAAACGAUCAUAUACAGAAGAUGAAGCAUUAACACAUCAGAAAGAAAAAACAAAAAUUGAUACUGCUAUUCAAACAUAUACAAAAACAACAAAUACAUCCACUUCACCUUUGUCUCCAGCAUCAUUAUCAAUAACAUCGUCAUCUUAUGGUAAUAAUGUGAAAAAGAAUAACGGUGCAUACAAUGUUAAACCUAAUGUAACUAUGAAUGCAGAAAGUAUAUAUCAAGAUAAAAAUUCAUUAAAAUAUGUGAAAACUGUAAAAAAACGUCGAGAAAUCAGUGAAGUUAUUAAACAUAUACCAAAACCGACAUAUAAUCAACAAUCGAAUAAAUAUACUGAUCAGAAUAAGAAAACUAAUAAUUAUAAUGAUAAAAAGGAAACAAAGAAUUACAAUAAUGUUAAUAAGAAAUACACAUAUUCUGAUAGUAGUAGUAGUAGUAGUAAAAGUAAUGACAACAAUCAUCACAAUGAUAAAAACUACAAUAAUAAUAAUUAUAAUUAUAACGCCCAUAAUAACCAAAGACGUUAUAAUGAAAAUCGUAAUAUCGGAAAUAAUAACAAUUACAAUCGUAACGGUAAUCAAAACUAUCAGAAUGGUUAUCGUGCUUACAAGUACAACUACAAUGGUAAUAAUAAUAAUAAUAACCGGAAUAAUUUCAAUGACAAAUCUAAUUACAAUUACAAUAAUGAUCGUAAUAACCACAAUAACAAACGGAUUAAUCACAAUGUCAAUUAUAAUAUCAAUAACAAUGACGCUUACAAUGGAUAUGAUAAUUACAAAACCAGCAAUCAUCCUGAACCUAAUAUACCCUAUCAAAAUAACAAUAAAUAUAAUAACAUUGAAAAUUAUGUGAAUAAUGAUAAUAAUAAUAAUAAUUAUCAUGAUAUGUACAAUACUAAAGAUUAUGAAACUAAUAGAAAUCCUGAUAAUUAUGGUAGCAGUUAUAUUAGAAGUAAAUUAGGUAAACCAGAUUAUUCUACUCCUGCAGAAAGAAGUAAUGAACAAAAUUAUCCAUCAAUGACAAAUACAGAGAAUGAACAAUCAAACAAUCAAGAAAGUAAUCAAUAUGGAAAAGAAAAAGAGAAAGAUACAGAUUUUGAUCCAUUAGGACAAGAUGUUAAUCCCAUGUCCAGUUUAAAUCCUUUUGGUGGUUUGUUCAGUUUAGGACAAAUGGGAAAUGGAGGGUCAGGUUUUUAAAUUUUAUGCUAACUAAAUGAUUAACAAUUACUCAAAUUCAUGGAUAUAUUGU